Messenger RNA from Vespa velutina, 6333 nucleotides. RefSeq names its product putative histone-lysine N-methyltransferase 1. The transcript is spliced from 4 exons. Bases 339 to 5588 code for a protein of 1749 amino acids. NCBI's taxonomy places the organism in Eukaryota, Metazoa, Arthropoda, Insecta, Hymenoptera, Vespidae. The record is from RefSeq and is a predicted model, not a curated record.
AAUGGCCCGUAUAGGAGCGCGGUGGAUGUAUCUUUAUAUUCGAGCAUAGUUCGCUUCUCCUUAUACCUUUAAUAACAUAUAUAUGUACAAUAUAUGUACAUAUAUAUGUAUGUGUCUAGUAUACAUGGUAUUUAUAUAUAUAUAUAUAUAUAUAUAUAUAUAUAUAUAUUUCUCAAUCACUCACUCGGCGGUCCUCAUAAUACGCUGCCAUCUAAGAUCAAGUCGGUUUUUUCUCUUUGCAUAAGACUCGUAUUCGGUUCUUCGACGACAGUGAUAUUAAACCUUUCCAUCGAAGUGAUAGAACGCGUCGCGUUUACUUUCAUUGCAUUCUGAAUGCAAUGAAUAGAAUAAAGUCUCGUACGCGAGACGAUAUACCGAUCAUUUUCGACAAUUACAAAUUGAAAAAGUGGCUUUUUCGUGCUGGUCCUUGCCGGCAGGAGUUGCUUCGAAAGAUAUACCAAAUACGUAAUAUGGAUUCAAAGAAUAAGAAAGGUUAUCGAAAAGCAACUCACGACUACGACGAGGCUUUAACACUUCGGGGAGAAAGACGAAAGUUGAAAGACGAUCUGGAAAAGCUUAAUCUCUCAAAAAGCGGAUUACGACGAGCUCUGUUACAAUUGACCACCGAGUCGUACGUCGUUGUCGAUCGAUUGUCAAAGGAAAUAAUAAGCAGUAUCAAUGACAAGGACAGGGCACAGGAUUUUGCGAGGCGCAACGAAGAAUUUAUACCAUUUUUGCUCGACGAUGAAUACAAUCGAAAGGAUAAUAGGAAUAAGAAAGAUUUAAAUAAUUCCGAAGAUAUAAGAAAAAGUUCAAAAUGUUCUGACGAACGAUACGACGAGGAGUUGGACGCAGAUAGUACGUCGCAGAUAAUUUCAAUGUCGCGUUGCACAAAGCCUCGCGUUAAUCAAAUUAAGAUAGACGGGUUUAAAUUUAAAUAUAAAAUUAAAAGAAGAAAAGAAUCGGAUAAAUAUAAAGUAAAAAGGUCUAAACAUAAUAAAUGUGAUCAUGAAGAAAUAUCGAAGAGUAGAUCGAUCGAUAAAAAGGUAUCGACGCAAAAUACUAGAAACGGAAUAAUCCCCAAUAAUAACGAUACAGAUGUGAUAAAGGUGCCUAUUCAUAUAAAGGGACAAAGAUUAAGAAGGCCGAUUUUAUGUGAGUCUAAUGAUGAACUGCGCGAGAAAGAAUUUACCGAUGAUAAAGGUUGUUGUUUUUCUACACGUAAAACCAUAGAAGCGGACUCCAACGCUCCUUCAAAUGACAAAAUAAAUGAUACAUUAAAGGUACAUGGCAACGAAAUAGAUACGAACGAAUUGAAAACAGUUCGCCAGUGUGAACUGCGUGAAACCGUAAUUAUUGACAAAAUUCAAAAGAAUUGCAAUAUAUCUGAUAUUUUUAAUCGAACCUAUUAUUCAAGUGUAGACAUGAGAAAACGAAAAAAGAUUCGGGAUAAAUUUCACGAGAUCUUUGAUCAGUGCGUUACGUUAAGCGAGGAGGAGGAAGAAGAAUUUAUAAUAAAUGCUUGUAUACGUACGAGACAAAGAAAGAAGUACAAAAAAUUGUCGAAUGUUGAUAAAAAUAUCGAAUAUCCUGUAGUUUUAUUAGAUAAGGCAAAAAGACAACAAGAUAUAACAUCUGAUUUAAUAAUGGAUACGGCCUGUAGAAAGACUUGUGAGAUUUCAAGUAUAGAAUUGGUAGAAACUUUAUUAAAUAAUAGAAAUGUUAGAGAAUUUGAUGAAGAUCAUACUGUCUGUGAUAAAGAUGUAUUUACUAUGGAAAUCAAACUUUGCGGGAACGAUAGCGUCCAAAAAGAUAAUAUUAUAAAGUUUCCUUUGGUUCGCGAUAAUAAUGAGCAAAUUGAAAUGAAUCCUUCUAAUAAUGAAUUACCGAGUAAAACUUUUAAUGUCUCCGUAAUAGAUGACAUUGCUGAAGUAACUCAGCCGGAAGAAGCGCACAAUGAGAUCGUUGAAUCAACAGAAUCGAUUAAGGUAGAAACAAACGAAUCAUCUGAUUUUAGCGUUUACAAUCGAGACUUUAAUGAUACAAAUGUUAAAGUAUUAACUAAUGACGCUAUUAAAAUAAGAACAUUGUGCGAAAGGCCUAAUAAUAGUAGUAGUAGCAGUGGUAGCAAUAAUAAUAAUAAUGAUAAUAAUGGUAAUAAUGAUAAUAAUGAUAAUGAUGAUAAUGAUAAUAAUGAUGAUAAUAAUAAUAAUAAUAAUGAUGAUGAUAAUAAUGAUGAUAAUAAUAAUAAUAAUAAUAAUAAUAAUAAUAAUAAUAAUAAUAAUAAUAAUAAUAAUAAUAAUAAUAAUGGCGACGACGACGACAAAAUCACCUGCCAUGUAUCAAGAAAUAAUUAUAGCAAAGAAGUGCAAUUAGAUAGAGAUUCUGAGGACGCCAGUAUUAAAAGUACAAUUACAAGUGCAGCUGUUAAUUCGGAUGCCCCUGUAGAGAAAAUAUUAGAAAAGUCUAGAGACAGAGGAAAUCUGUCAAAGACUUCAAAAGCUGACACAUCCUUUGAAACGCCAAAGAAAAUAGACGAUGCAAUAAUAGCGAAUAUUAAUUUUACAGAAUUCUCCGGAAGAAAUAUUAAUGAUAACAAUGCGGAUAUAGAAGUUGAGGUAAAACCCACGUAUACCGAAACUUGUGAAAAUAUCCAAAGUAAUCCUAAGGUAUAUGAUAAGGAAAACAUGAUAAAUGAUGAUAGUUUAAAAUCGUCUAAACAAGAUAUUAACGAAGAUUUAGGACAACUUUUACGAAUGAAUAUAGAUAAAAAUUACAGAAUAGAAUCGAUUGGUAAUACCAUUAGCAUUCAGGAAAAUGUUGAAUCACAUACAAAUCAGGAUAUAAUAGUAAAGGACAUUUGCAAAAAUCAAUUGAGGUCUAAUAAUGAUUCAACAAACAACAAUGGUGAAAUAGAGGUAGUAUUAGAGGAAUCAACAUGUGGUAUUAUCGAAGAAAAUAACGAUACGUCUGUUAUAAAAACGAUACGUCUGGACAAUGAAAAAAUUAAUGACUCUUCGUUCAAUACAAUCGAUUUCAAACAGGAUAGUAAGCUCGACGAUUGUCCUUAUAAUUUUAUACAAUCAAAAGGAAUAAAAGGAAACAAAAUAAGGGUUCUUUCUAGCGCAGAAUUAGGCUCUAGAUGGUGUCCUACUCCCGUGGACACGUCCCUAACUGAACCUAUUAACGCAUUGGUUAAUGAAACAACAGUCCCUACUAAUGUUAAUGAUACGCCAUCUGAGCGUAUCACGGAUCGUAAACGAUCGACCAAGGAUGCAAUAGUACUCGACAACAAGUACCCGUCUCUAUCCUAUACAGAAUAUUAUUUAAUAUCCAUUCAUAGACGUAUAAUGCGUAUACGUGCGUUAGAAAAGAAAUUCUCGUCGAAUGAUGGUCGAAAUGUGUCCGCCAAAGUUAAAGAAUUAAUAAAUAAUGAUAUGCGGUUUAAUUCAAACUUUAUAGUGCUUCUCGAGGAAUUACUUAAUUUGGGUAAGGAAUUGAAAAUAAGGGAUUUAAAGAAAGUUAUACGAUACGCAGCAUCCGUUAUCAACAAAUCUUUCCUAACGCCCGAAUAUAAACCUAUAUCUUUGCAAGAAAUAGCGAAUUAUAUGACAUUAUUCGAUAAAUCAAUCUCUGAAACAUUUACAUUUACUUCUAAUGCUUCAUCUACUAAAUCCAGUUCUAGUAAUGCAUCUACAUUUACUUUUGACAAUGGCUUUACGUCUACUUCCAAUGACUUAUCCGCAACUAUUGCACCAGUAAUUUCCAAACAAUUAUCAAACAAUGCCAAUAACGUGGCACAGGUAGUUUUAACGAACGUUCAAAAUUUACAUGCCCCGGCGGCGGCAGAGGUUCAAGUAAUUUACAAUGAUUUACCAAAGAAAAAUGUAUACACCUCUAUUGGACCGAAUCAAAAGCAGGAAUGUAUCGUUCCGAAUUUACAAACAUUGAAAAAGUCUAAUACAUCGAUUUUAUACGCAUCUCCUCCUCCUCCUCCUCCUCCUCCGAUGGCGGCGGCGGCGGCGGCGGUCCAAUCGAUGCAUAGAAACGUGCAAUUGUUGAAAGAAAAUCGACAAUUGUAUAAGACGUCCAUGCCGUGUUACGGUAAACAAUCGAUCCAGCAACAAUUUAUACCAGGAAUUACGUUUUAUAAUCCUGCCAAUUCAAAUUCCAUGCAAUCACAGAAUAACAAAUAUAUUACUCGGGGAUUAAAUUUAAAUGAAAAUGUACAAUGUUUUAUAGGGAACAAUGCGAAAUACGCAUCUCAAAUGGCAGGUCAAACAAAUACUACCGUAUCGCAUAGAAUCGAUAACCCAAGGGACAUGUCCAAGUUGUCAUAUGCCCGACAGGCGCCGCAACAAAUCGACAUGUCUUAUAAUGUACCGCAAAGAUUUCCUAUUCAAAUGGCACAGGAUAUUAAAAGCUCACAAAUCUCAUGCUCUAUGACAUUGUCUGCCCAACUCCCAAUGGUACAUUUUAAUAAUUCAGAAAAUUUACUACAAAGAAUAAAUAAAAUUCCAUGCGAAUUGUUAGUUCAAAUAUGGGAUCAAGUAACCUAUUGCCUCGAAGAAAGUUUCUUUGAUUGUAGACCACACGAGAUAUACGAUAAGGGCACUUGUGUUUUAAAACUAUUUCACGUAGGAUGGAAAGAGAAAAUAUAUAAAUUUAUUCGCUACAAAUCCCGGCAAAGUAGCGUCGAAUCAAUAAGUAAUCUAAAAAGUAAACUAGCUAAAUAUAUAUAUAAAACGGCAACAAUGGAAGUUCAAAAGAGCAUAUGGCAGGUAUAUCUUCAAAAACAGAAAUCUCAACAAUUAACAGAUACGAUGAAGAUAUUAAUUCAAGAUAUGAUAAGUAAAAGUCAUGUUAAUGUAGAAUCAAACUGUGGAUCGAAAACCGAAGCGAGCCGAUCUUCUAAAUCACAAAAGGAAGAACUGGACAAUACAGAACUCGGUAAACAAUCUGAUUUACUUUCGUUAAAAAAUCUAACGAAAGAUAUUAAUAAAAGUGACGCAAUAUCAAAUAUUUCGCAAAGUACAUUGCCCAUUGACAAUAACAACAAAUUCGAUAAUGAAUUAGUUUCAAUUAAUGAAAUGAAUCGUAACGAAGGAGACGCGGUAGAACCUUUUACAAGGUUAAAAAAUAUAUUAUCGGAAUCGGGUGGUACAUUGUCCAAUUUAAGAAAUAAGGAUAUUAAAGAGGGUAAUAUUACGGAUAACAGUGAUCCUCGGCUAUUCGAUUCGAGAGAAAGCCCGAUCUCGUCUGAGCCGCCGCAUAUAAUAGACGUACGAAGCAUAUCUCCAACUUCAUUUAAUACGAUUAAGGAAGUUUUGCCUUUUCCUAUUAAUGAUUUGCAAUUAUCUAAUAUUAACGACGAUACUAAAGAGAAUGGAAUUGAAAUAAAAAUUCAGAUUCCAGAAGAUGUAAUCUGUUUGAAUUGUUCUAAGAUAAGUACGGUUGUUUGCGAAAUUUGUUUACAAGCUCAUUAUUGUUCUAAAGAAUGUGCAGCAUCGCAUUGGAUAGAAAAACAUCAUAAGUAUUGUAAGCCCCAUUGUGUAACAGGGGCGCCAUCGAAAGAUAAACUUGUUUAGCCCCGAAUAGUUGAAACUUUGAUCGGUCUUCAUUAUAUCACCUCUUAAUAAUCAUCCAUAUAAUAUUAUUAUUAUUUUUCUAUCCCUUUCUGCAUACAUUUCUUUCUCCUUUUUUUCUUCCUUUUCCUUCGACUACUUGGUAAAUUAUCAUAUAUAUAUAUAUAUAUAUAUAUAUAUAUAUAUACACAUAUAUAAUUUUGUUAAGGACAAAAACAAUAUUUAUAAACUGUCGGUAAUCGACUUAAUCGACGUGCUACUUAUUUUCAAUUACUAUGUAUGUUACAUAGAUGCGGCUGUAUCGAAGAUUUCAAAAACGUACAAUGACUUUUUAUCUUUUAUUACCGUUUUAUCUUUGUUAAUAAAGAAUUAUAUUUUUUUUAACGUAAUCUCUACAAUUCUAAACUGAAGUUUAAACGAACUUUUAAUAGAUACAAUAACUUAUCAACUCUCUCUUGGUUAUUAUAUUAUUUUCUAGGUACUUGAUAUUAAAAUUAAAAAUAAAUCCUCAUAUGAGAAGAUCUUGUUAAUUUAUUCAAACUGUUCCUUCCAGAGAAUAGAACAAAGGAUUAAUUUAUUUAUAUAUACUAUCUUUUGAGGAACCUAUAAAUAGUACUAGUAGACGCUAACGAAUUUCUUAUUCUUCAUAGCCCGUUGGUAAGGCAUUUACAUGUGGAUUAUGAAAGAAUGAUCGUUGUCCAUCUCCCCAAGGAAAACGCUAAAUGAUAAGUAAAUGAUAAAAAAACAC